CCCCGCUGCUUCUCGGGGCGCCGCAGAGCCCGCGCUUGCCUUCAUGGCCCCGCGGUGUGUCUGUCGUUGCAGCGGGCAUGGGGAACCAGGUGGAGAAGCUGACCCAUCUCAACUACAAGGAAGUUCCCACGGCCGACCCGACAGGUAUGGACAGAGAUGAAGGGCCCAGGAUCGGGGUCUCCUACAUCUUUUCAAAUGACGAUGAUGAGCUGGAACAGCAGCAGGAUUCGGUGCACGACCUGGGGGGUGAGCACCCUGCCUUGCAGCCCUACGAUCCCCAACUGCACGAGGUGGAGUGCUCAGUCUAUUACCGGGAUGAGUGUAUUUACCAGAAGAGCUUUUCCGAGGAGGACAUGCUGCCAGAGGAGGGUGACGAAGGAGGUGGGGGGCAUCUGAGCACCUACACCCCAGAGAACCUGCUGAAUAGAUGCAAACCGGGUGACCUGGUGGAGUUUGUGUGCCAGGCCCAGUAUCCGCACUGGGUGGUUUAUGUGGGGGAUUUUCAAGUUGUACACCUGCAUAGGCUGGAGGUGGUGAACAGCUUCCUCACCGAUGCCAGCCAGGGCAGACGGGGCCGCAUCGCCAACCAACUGUACCGCUACAAACCCCUCAGCCCGGCCGUGGUGGUGCGCAACGCCCUGGAGCAGGUGGGUUGCAAGGACCGGGACUUGAGCUGGAGAAACUCUGAGUGUUUCGCCGCCUGGUGCCGGUAUGGCAAGCGGGAGUUUAAAAUCGGCGGGGAGCUGCGCAUAGGCAAGCAGCCCUACCGAUUGCAGAUCCGUCUGGGUGACAAGCGCAGCCACACGCUGGAGUUUCAGAGCCUGGAGGAUCUGAUUAUGGAGAAGAGGAGAAAUGACCAGAUUGGUAGGGCUGCUGUGAUCCAGGAGCUUUCCAGCCACCUGCAGGCUGCAGAGGAGGAGGAAGAGGAGGAGGAAGACCAUCAUCGUCAUCCAGGUGCUCGGACUGCUGUGGAGUAGCAGCCUCAGCACCACCAUGCUGCUUAGCCUGGGUGAUGGGGAUUAAAACUGAAGGCUGCGAAAUUGAGCUGUUAUAAGCCCUUUGGGCCGCUUUGGUGCAGCUUCAUUCCAAUCACAUGUGAAAGGAAGGGGGAAAGCUGAUUAAGUGUCUGUGCUUUAGUGCUUAACUCCUUCAGUGCUUGAUGAUAAAACCACUGACUUAUUUGUAGAGGAUAAAACUCAGGGCAAUUCUACCCCUCUUCACUUCCACCUUUUUCCCUUCCUCUUCCUGCAUCGUCUUUCCCUCAACCAUCUGCCAGUAGGCCUGACCCUACAAGAUGCUAAAUGCCUCUGACAUCUACUUAGCAGCAGAAGUUAAGAGUAUUUAAUACUAUUAAGAAGGAGCCAGUAACUUCCAGGACAUGGUCGUAUAGCUCUGAGCUCAUGAUUAGUUUGGUAGCUGAGAAGCAUGAGGAUACUGUUUUCUGUUCUCUUCCCCUGUUUCUCUUCAGUUGUGGCUCCUGUUGGUAUUGCAACAAGCUGCUUGCCUUGUUGCAAGGCUUCAUGGACUGGUAGCCAGCCCCCUGGAAGGUGUAAGGUGUAAUUUUAAUGAAAUUAAAAUGAAGAUGUAAUUUUAAUGAAAAGAGUUUGAUGUCCCUGGUGCCUUCUUAAUUGAUAGGAACUUGCAGGUGGGCUGGGGGACCUCCUCUUUUGCUAUCAGUGUGUGGCUUUGAGGACUGAAGAUGUAUUUAUUGCUGACCGGUUCCAGGGAAGGGGGAAGUUUACAACCCUGAUUAAGGAGUCCACACAUUGGUGUGUGCUGGGACUCUUACAGACAGAUACUGAGCUAUGCCAGUGCUCCUUGCAAGCUGUCUGGUUUCCUCUAAAGCAAGUGGCAGAGCUCCCGAUUACAUCUGUGGUACACAUCAAGGCAGUAGAAGCAGGUUGCUCAUGUGCAAGAGUAUGUCUUGAGUAAGCUGUCCCUUGAGAGGGUGGCCUCUUGGCUGGAUGCUCCUGGCUGUGAGCAUGUCACAGGUUCUGCCCCACAGUAAACACGGCUGUAAUGGGAAGUGAUGGGAGGGAGCACAGGCAGGAAGGCAUCGCAGGCAGGGUGUUUUAGGGUGUUCCUUUUUUCCUUCCUUACCGCAGUCUCAUUAGGAAUUUCAUGUUUCCUUUUUUGCUAAUUUUUAUGGUAUUCAGCUGAGCUAUAGCAUUAGAGGAAGGGAGAGGACAUGCCUCCAAAGUUGUCAUGCAAGUCCCUCAUUAAACAGGAGGGGAGGGGGAGUGUGGUGCUGCUUAUCUUGAAUAUUCCCUGAACUUAUUUUCAGCUCUCAAACUGGUCUCCCACACAGGCAGCACUGUCUGAUCUUUGUUCUGGGAUCUGAAGUGUAUGAGCAAACACUGAUUUGGAGGCAGUUUCUAAUGCAAAAUUCCUUCCCAUUAAAGCACAAUAGUGAUGAGGUGAACUUGAAGAUAAGCUUGAGUUCACUUAAAUAAUGGAAACUAAGUGUGAUGUAAACUCGAAGCAUACUUAAUACAGUCUUCCCUGCAGUUGUUUACAGUUAUACCACAAAUAGCAAAGUACGCUGCGUCCUUUCCGCCCCUGAGACAGGAGUAAAGUUUGUUGUUUAAGAAUAGGUAGAUACCAGCUUUCGAUUAGUUAAGACUAGAUGAAGCAACUUUGCCAAUGUGAGCCAAAUUGAUUGAUUGUGGUGGUGUGUUUUCAGCCUAAAGUACACAAGCGAGGAAGAAUCUGUGAAAGACUACUUCAUCCUCGCUUCAGGAGGAAAAAUAACUUUUGGGGUUAUGCAAAUACACCAUAUACUAUUUCCUUAAUGACUCCCAUGUUCUCAUUUUGGGCUUUGAAAUACCCAAAUCCAAAGGAGAGUUUAACACCAAGCUCCUCUAGAAUGCUAUAGCUCAGGUGUCUGUGCUGUUUCUUUUUUUCUCUAAUAUGCAAUUGAAUUAUACUCAAGUUUCUGUGGUUGCCAAGCAGAUGUGCAACCUUGCUUUGAGAGCGUAAUAACUACCCGUACCUAACUCAUAGGGUUAAUAUGUGGAUGUCUGCACGCAGGUUUUAUACAGCAACUAGUAACUACUAAUGAAAUAGUCUGAAAAAGAGUGAAGGAGAGUCUCUCUGUUGUAUUGACUGAUACAAGACAACUGAAAUUAUCGAGACCACAAGUAAAUGUCUGGCUGUGGUUUCUUUCGUACUGAAACCUUGUAUAUAACAAAGUUUAUUUCACUGUGUAAUAUAGGUAUGUAAAAUAAUAUUUUCUUACAGAUAUUUUUGAAAGUUAAAAAAAAAAAAUCCCUUCAUAACCUUGCAUUUGAAAGUAAGUUGUUAUGCACAUUAUUUUCCAGUCUUCUGAAUGGGUUUAUUUUUCAUUAGUGAUCUAAAGUAUAUUCUACGUCAUAAAGUAUAGAAACUGCUAUAAAUGUCAAAUAUUAUGUAUCUACAGGGUACUAAACAGUAAACUAGUUGUGAAAAUAUUUUUCCCUUGUGUCUGAAACAUCAGAACUAUGACACUUAGCCAUUUCUCUCCUUCUGAGAUACGCUGCAUAGUCUGGCUUUGUUUUCUCCUCUUUUAUUCACUUUUUGUUUAAUAAAAACGGACCAAAUCUGCUUGGGAAUGGAAAGCAGAGCUUCUUUAACCAACUGAAAUUGUAUCUUGUGCUGAUCUUGGUGCUUCUCUGUACUGGCUAUGCCUUUAGGGAUAAAUUCCCACACAGGCAUAGGGCCUUAGCAAAGAACCCCAGAGCUUGCACUUGCCUUGCUAGGAUGGAGAGUGAAGGGGCGAGCUUGCCUCACAGCAAAGCAGAGUCUGGCAUGCAUUCUGUUGUGCUCUAAAACCUAUAUGCUCCUCUGACACCUGGGAUACAGGUGUUCAGUUUUUAAAACAGAGAUAUUUGGAAUCUUUAAAUUUCUCUGCAAGCUAUGUUUGGGGACUUAUUCUGUCUCCUGGCGUUCCAUUAUGUGUAAAAGUAGAAGAGAAGGGGAAGCCUG
Messenger RNA from Athene cunicularia (burrowing owl), 3963 nucleotides. RefSeq names its product family with sequence similarity 84 member B (gene LRATD2). NCBI's taxonomy places the organism in Eukaryota, Metazoa, Chordata, Aves, Strigiformes, Strigidae. The transcript has a single exon. Bases 78 to 977 code for a protein of 299 amino acids. The record is from RefSeq and is a predicted model, not a curated record.